Oncorhynchus masou masou (cherry salmon) is the source of this 2150-nucleotide messenger RNA. It is a transcript of the gene agpat4, whose product is annotated as 1-acylglycerol-3-phosphate O-acyltransferase 4 (lysophosphatidic acid acyltransferase, delta). The transcript has 9 exons. NCBI's taxonomy places the organism in Eukaryota, Metazoa, Chordata, Actinopteri, Salmoniformes, Salmonidae. Gene Ontology annotation, molecular function: 1-acylglycerol-3-phosphate O-acyltransferase activity. Gene Ontology annotation, cellular component: mitochondrial outer membrane; endomembrane system. The record is from RefSeq and is a predicted model, not a curated record. Bases 105 to 1229 code for a protein of 374 amino acids.
AGCGCUCGCAACGCCGGAUUCCAACUGAUCGAGUUAUCUCACCACACCGGUAGUAUCUUGGCCGCGUUAUCGCCACAAAAGAACCAAAGCCUGGGACAAGUAAGAUGGGUCUGGUACAGUGGUUGAAGGGCCAGUUCUUGUGUCAUCUGGUCAUCUGCUAUGGGUUCUUUGUCAGCGGUCUCCUGAUCAACCUAUUACAGAUCUGCACUCUGCCCCUCUGGCCAAUCAACAAGCAGCUGGCCAGGAGGAUCAACUGUAAACUGGGAUACUCCCUCACCAGCCAGUCUGUGGCUCUCUUAGAGUGGUGGUCUGGCACUGAAGUCACGCUCUACACAGACCCAGAGAACUACAGACUCUACGGUAAAGAGAAUGCCAUCGUCGUCCUCAACCACAACUUUGAAAUAGACUUUCUGUGUGGCUGGACCUUCUGUGAACGAUUCGGGGUCCUUGGGGCCUCCAAAUGUUUAGCCAAGAAAGAGUUGUCGUACCUGCCUGUGAUUGGCUGGAUGUGGUACUUCCUGGAGAUGGUGUUUAUUAAGAGGAAGUGGGAGGAAGAUAAGAGCAACUUUGUCCAGAGUCUUCAGAACCUACGGGAUUACCCUGAGAACUUCUGGUUCUUGCUCCACUGUGAGGGAACACGCUUCACAGAGGAGAAGCAUCGGGUCAGUAUGGAGGUGGCAGAGAAGAAAGGCCUGCCCAAACUCAAACACCACCUCCUGCCCAGGACCAAGGGUUUCUGGGUAGCCGUCCAGAACCUCAGGGGGACAGUUGCUGCUGUGUACUGUUGUACAUUAAAUUUCAGAAACAACGAAACUCCAACCUUGUGGGGGGUUCUCAAUGGGGAAAAGUAUCAUCCAGAUUUAUAUGUAAGGAGAAUCCCACUGGAGUCCAUACCAGAGGAUGAGGCUGAGUGUUCUGCCUGGCUUCAUAAACUCUACCAGGAGAAGGACAAGUUCCAGGAGGACUACAGCCAGACAGGGUGUUUCCCAGGCCCCAAAAUUACCCCACCAUGCAGGCCCUGGGCCCUGAUCAACUGGCUGGGCUGGACCUGCCUUCUCCUAUACCCACUCUGCCUCCUCCUGGUCCAGCUGGUCAACUCUGGGUCUAUUCUCACCAUCAUGGCCACAGUGGCUUUCUGCGCUGCAGUGUCAUUUGGUGUACGCUGGAUGAUUGGACAGACUGAGAUUAAGAGAAGCUCCAGCUAUGGGGUCCCACUGAACAACAAAUGAGGGGAUGACCUUUUUAAAACGUCAAUUUACAAUUGCAAGAUUUCUUGCCAGCACCAGAGCGUCACUAACAUUACCAAUCUGAGAACAGCACAGUUCACCUCAAACAGUUAAGAAUUCAUCCCAAGAAAUACUUGGUAACUCGUCAGGGAAAGCAUUGAAGUCAAUUCAAGCAGGACGGUUGACUGGUGCUGAAGUCUUGAGGGCACAUCUGUCUGCUAAUGGCAGUCUCAUGUGGCCGUCUUCAUCUUGUCGAUAGAUGGGAAUGUACUGAACCUAUACAAACACAGAUACGUUCAGGGCAUGCAUCCAGCAUCUUUGUUGUUCAAGAUGUAUGACUAAAAUUAGCACUGUUGUGACUGUUAAAUGCACUUUUUUUAUUAGUUGUGAUUUGAUAUGAAAUGGACUCAAUUGACAAUGUUUAUUUGCAAUAAAAUAAAGACCAAAGAACGAAAGCUGUAAAACGCACCAGAGACCACUUUAGAUUGAUGCAGUGUGUAUGUGCAAUCCAUUCUAUUAUAAAGAUCCUGUUAUCAUUACAAUGCCAUGUUCGAUUAAUUUAACCUUAGGUCAUGACACACCAUUUAUUAAAAAAAGAUUUAUUAAUAUUGUUUGUACAUAGCAAACACAAAGAGCAGCAGAGGACCAGAAUGUGUGUUCUCAGCAGCAGGGAGUGAGCGCGCAACUGUCUUCUCUCAUUGGUUGGAUAUGCGCCAGCUGGCCAAUCGACCAUCAAUCCAUGCCUGAAGCCUAUAGAAUCCCGCCCACAUCGCUGCACCCAAAUAGAACACUAUUCCCUAUAUAGUGCAUUACUGUUGCCCAGGACCAUAAUAGUGCACUAUAGGCUUAAGCCCCACAUUACCAUUGGAAUCCUCUCCUUAGCAAGAAAUAUAUUUUAAAAUAAAAUGUUUCUUUCCUUCCUGG